UGUAGCUGCCAGUGGGCUUGGUUCCACUACAGCAUGGUGCUGUUUCCCUCCUCUCCCCGAUGACAACGCUCUUCUGCACUGAUUUAUGGGCGCUCGAACUCGCAGGGUCACUCGUUCACGGCGCUUCUCGACCUCUGGCCUCCGUCCAACACACUGCACUCGUAAACUACCCAACACACACACACACACACACACAGAGAGAGAGAGAGAGAGAGAGUUAACAGGGGGUUGGACAGACAAGGAGGAGAGAAACACACAAAUAAACCAGAGAGAACGUUCCCCAUUCCUGCUCUUCUUGUUCAUAUAGUUCUUUAUUUAUUAAUUCUGUGACGUCUCGUGAGCGCAGUGAUGUUCAGCUACAGCAGGCCGAGCGUCUUCACCUGGACUGGCACUCUGAGGGAGUGUGUUCAUCCCACAGCUGCCCGACCCAAAGUCACCAUGGCGUCUCCCAGCUCCAGCGGACUCGAGGUUCUCCUCUCCACUCUGGAGAACGCUGGAGACAUCGAGAGCAUGCUGAACAUCCUCAAUGUGCUGGAUGAACUUCUUUCUGCAGGUACAGACCGGCGUAUUCACUACAUGAUCUCUAAAGGAGGAAGUGAAGCUCUUCUCUCAGCGCUGGUGAAAACGGCUCAGUGCUCCAGUCCAAACUUCACACUGCUGCUGCCCACAUUACACCUCCUCGCUAAGGUGGGACACAGAGACCGCAUGAUCGGGGUGAAAGCGGAGAAAGCCGACGCCGUGUUAUUGACACUCAGACUUUUACGGCAAAACUCGGAAAAUGACAGGAGAGCGGCGGCGUGUCUGUGGGUCAUCACCACCUUCUGCUCCUCCAUUUCCACUGCCACACUGUUAGGAGAGAAUCGAGCUCUGGACGUUGUGUUUAAGCUGAUAACACCACCUGCUGCAAAACACACUCGCACAGUCAAGGCGGCUGUCGACGCCUUCGCUGCUCUGUUAUCCUCAAAGGAAAAUGGCCGCCUGGCGGUGGGAAAAGGUUACAUCUCGGGCUUGUUGAGAGUUUAUGAAGACUGGCACAUGCAGGACGCGGGGAACGAGAACGUCGGCGUACGCAGAGCGUUCCUCCACUGCCUGCACAGAGCCGCCAAGACCAGCGCCGCGAGACACGCCCUCGUUUCUGAGGGAGGAGUCGCGGUGCUGUAUAACACCACACAGGCGUGUUUGUUGAUGAAGGACUCGGAGUCUCUGGUGGAAAGUGCAGUUCAGCUCAUGAGGAAAUGUCUCCCAAAACUUCCUCUUCCUUUAAGUUCAGAUCGCAGCACGUACAACUUCCUGCUUCCUGGAAACCCUGAGGAGGCCUGGGAGUCUGACUCAGGAGCCAAUGAUGUAAACAAUGAAGAUGACAGCGAUGAAGAACAAGAAAACGAAGAGCCUGAAUACCACGAUUACGAGGAUGAUUUGGAGACGGAUGUGAAUAAGCUGAAGGCUCGGCCGGAUCCGGAUCGUCCAAAGGAGCAGCUGGAUCAGUACGCACACUUCUGCCCCGAACUCCAUCACAACUUCCAGGAUCUGGACUCCGGCUCAGAGCGAGACGCGAGCUCGGACGAUGACGUCAAAGUCCAGGAUGGCAGAAAAUCCAAACCAUUCUCCAAUAACCGCUCGUCUCCGUCUUUACCCGGAGAGAAGCAGGAAGAGGCGGAUCUCAAGGCCCGAGAUUUCCAUAGUCACUUCCUGAACUGCUCGGGAAAUCAACAGGAAGCCUGUAACAGCAUGUUGGACAGACUUUUGGAGAAAUGUGGUGCCUCAAUUCCUCAUCACGAUCCUCGGCUUUACAGCCGUGUGGCUGCUCACACUAAAUCCAUCGCCGCAUUCUCCAUUCUGGCUUUUCCAGAUUUCUGGGGUCACCUUCCUCCGGCCGGGGCCGAGCGCAUGGCUAACAGGAAACCUCACGUCCAGAGAAAGAAAGUUUUUGAAGACAUCCAGCGCUUCCUCUGUCCUGAUGACAUCAUUAAUAAAGUCGUUUUUGAUAUUGAAGACCCCAGUCCUCAUUGUUCCAACAAGGCACCAGCAGACUCCCUACGCUUCUUCUCCAAGUUUGAGAAUGGGAACUUAAGGAAAGCUGUUCACAUCCGCAGAUAUGAGUAUGAUUUGAUCAUUAACGCCGAUGUGAACUCGUCAGCUCAUCACCAGUGGUUUUAUUUUGAGGUCAGUGGAAUGACAGUGAACGUUCCGUACCGCUUCAAUGUCAUCAACUGUGAGAAAGGCAACAGCCAGUUCAACUACGGAAUGCAGCCCGUGAUGUAUUCAGUAAAAGAGGCACUUGAGGGAAGACCUCAGUGGGUUCGAACUGGAACUGAGAUCUGCUACUACAGGAAUAAUUUCCAGCUGUGUGAAGGUCACAGAAGUCGCUGCUUAUACACUUUGACCUUCACUGUCACCUUUAGGCACGAGGACGAUGUGUGUUACGUGGCCUAUCAUUAUCCAUACAGCUUCUCCGCGCUGCAGUCUCACCUCCAGAUGCUGCAGCGCUCUGUCGACCCGCAGAAGAUUUUCUUCAGACAGCAGACAUUGUGUAACACACUCGGGGGAAACGCCUGUCCUCUGAUCACCAUCACGGCCACGCCCACCUCACACACCUUCAAACACCUGCACCAGCUCCGAAACAGGCCGUGUGUGUUCCUGACAGCGAGGGUGCAUCCCGGUGAGUGUAACUCCAGCUGGGUGAUGAAGGGAACGCUGGAGUUCCUGUGCAGCAACGACGCCGUGGCCGAGAGUCUGAGAGAAACGUUCAUCUUCAAAAUCAUCCCCAUGCUGAACCCUGACGGAGUGAUACACGGCAACCACCGUUGCUCUCUCAGCGCUGAUGAUCUGAACCGUCAGUGGCUGAAGCCGAGUCCCGUCCUCAGUCCCACCAUCUAUCACACUAAAGGACUGCUGUAUUACCUCUGCAGCAUCGGCAAAACCCCGCUGGUGUUCUGUGAUUAUCACGGUCACUCGAGGAAGAAGAAUGUGUUUCUGUACGGUUGCAGUGUGAAGGAGACGCUGUGGCAGUCCGGCUCUCCGAUUAACACCACUUCACUUAAAGAGGAUCCUGGAUACAGGACGAUCGCUAAAACUCUGGACCGAAUCGCUCCGGCGUUCUCCUUCAACAGCUGUAAUUUUUUGGUGGAGAAGUCGCGGGCGUCGACGGCACGUGUGGUGGUCUGGAGGGAGAUGGGUGUCUUACGCAGCUACACCAUGGAGAGCACCUACAACGGCUGCAAUCAGGGCAUCUACAAGGACCUGCAGAUAGGGACGUGUGAGUUAGAGGAGAUGGGGAUGAAGUUCUGUCAGAGUCUCCUCACUCUGGGGAAAAACUCCAUCAACUACAACAGCCGCCUCGUCAGCCACGCAGCCGCCAUCUUGGACCUGGACAACGGCCUGAUGGACCACAAAUCCCACAACUGCUUCGAGGACGAUGAGCCUCCGUGUGUGGAGAACAUCGAGUACUCGUCCUACAGCGAGAGCAACAGCGCCAACGAGCUGGACGAAGAAGUCGACGGAAACACGUCCAGCGCCGACGAGGAUGAGGAUGAGGAUGAUGGAGAAGAUCGCAGCGGGAAAACCCGGCACAGGAAGUCGGAUCUGUUCCCUCACGCCUGCCGUCAGGAUUCCUUCGAGACUCUGAGCCUCAAGAGCAGCAACAACAUCGACAUCAACAACACGUACCUGAGCUGAGCUUUAACCAGAGCAGCGUUUAACGAUGAAACGUCUAUAGAUGAACGCAACGACAAAAGAUCGGCAGCUAACAAGCAACUAAGACAUUAAAUAUAUUAAUAUUAAUAUAGCUAUCAUAUGUGGCCUAAAAUUUGCUUCUUUAGUUGUAAAGCUAUGAGGCUAAACAAGGCUAAUUUGGCAGAGCUAGAAAACUUUAUUUAAAAAAAUAGUGACAAGCAUAAACAGUCAUUUAAAAAAAUGACUUACGAAAAAUAAGAAAGUAUCGUUACUUAAGUACCAUCAUUACACGAUAUCAGAUUUACAGGUUUCAGAACCCGCAGUGUUCAAUAUCUGAAAAAAAAAAAAAAACGUUAGGGCUAUCAUAUGCUACAUAAAGCUUGUCUUUUGUUAGCGACAAGCUAACCAGCUAACGCUAGUGAUACGAGUAAGCGUUAACGUUCAUGAUGUUCUCAAAAGUGUACGAACAAUGUUCUGGAUUUAAUCAACGAAAGCAUCUGUAUGUUGAUUGAUGUAAAAAAAAAAACAAAAAAAAACAAAAAAAAAAAAACGUUAAUCUUAUUUAAAAAGUGGAGCUGGAGGACAACUUCCUGACGUUCCGAGUGGGAAUUCCAAGCUGGUUGUUCAGUCGGAAAUUCUGAGUUACGAGUUUUAUUCGAACGCAGCGUUAAACUCGAGCUGUCAAACUCCUUUUGAAAAAUAUCUAUUCGAAUUUGAAUCAUUUGAAUAUUUAAAUGCAUUCGCAUAUUAAUGAGCCUCUAACAGCACGGUUAGUUACUCCAUGAUUUUAGAUCACGUAAAGAACAGAAAGUUGAAAAUAAUCCAAAAACGUUACUCUAUUUAUACUAAUUUAGCUAAUUUAGCUAGCUUAGUGAGUGAGUUCCCGCCCACACAUGCUUACAGAUGAUGUAACGUUAAGAAAAGAAAAGCUUUAUAUUUACAAUUUUUGGCGAAUUUUUUCCACCGUAGCGUUAAGGAGGUUCCUUAGCACCAGGAAUACGUUGCACUCGGAAUGUGAUGGAUUACUAAACACGCACAUUUUAGUUUAAAAAAAAAAAAAAACGAAAACAAUGCACUCGGAACAUCUGACAAUUCCGAGCAGAAAAUUUUGUACCGGAAUUUUUUUCUUCCGUAAGAAAAGAACGUGAAACGAAUCACAAGAUAAUUUCAUCCCCUUGUUUUCUGCACAAAUAACAGUGAACAGCUCUGGCAUUUAAACAGCUGUAAACGUCUCGCUGUGAGACACACACUUAAUUACGACUCGAUUUUAGCGACUUUUAAAAAAAAAAAUUCGGGGUGGAUUAAUGAAAUAAAAUAAAUUAAAAUAUUAAAAUACACUAUGGAUAAAGAUAAAUAAAAUAUUGAAUAUUUAUUAUAUUUCCGAGCCAUUAAAAAGCGUUAGGAUUGCGAUAAAUCAAAAAUGGAGCUGAUUCUAAUGACUCGAUUUGCUCAGAAAAUAAUGUCCAUUUUAUGUAAAAUAAAUAAAUAAAUAAAUAAAUGUUUGUUCAUUUAUUAAAAAUUUUAUGAAGUUACACAAAAGCACUUAUUAAAGUUAACUUUAUAUAUUAUAAAGGUUUUGUGCAUUUCUUACAUCCUGUAAAACAUUGAUUUAUCAUUUUAGUGUUUGUGUUUGUGCAGAAUUUACUGUCGGAUAAAAAAAAAAAAAACUUAAUUUUUUUGUUUUAUUUUUAAUUUUUUGAUUUAUUU
Messenger RNA from Pangasianodon hypophthalmus (striped catfish), 5379 nucleotides. Its product is annotated as cytosolic carboxypeptidase 4. Bases 349 to 3675 code for a protein of 1108 amino acids. Lineage: Eukaryota; Metazoa; Chordata; Actinopteri; Siluriformes; Pangasiidae. The record is from RefSeq and is a predicted model, not a curated record. Gene Ontology annotation, molecular function: metallocarboxypeptidase activity; zinc ion binding. The transcript has 24 exons. Gene Ontology annotation, biological process: proteolysis; C-terminal protein deglutamylation; protein side chain deglutamylation.